GUCGAGUAGGACAUCUGGCCAAGUUUGCAUCUACAAAGUUCUGGUGUGCUUUGCAGUAGCGAUGCGUGCAUGAUCAAAAUCCCUUGUGAUUCGACCUGCUGUUUGGAUGCCCGUCAUAUUUUGUCACUUGAAAACCCCUUUUCUUUAGCGCCUACAGACCCUAGGAUCUGGUACCUGACAAGCACUCUUGCGCACAAUUCAAGACCCCGGCCUCUGGCUAAUGCUAUCCGAUCAUGGCGGAGACGAUCGGCUUAGUCGCAAGUGUCCUCCAGCUCGCCAGUACGGGAUUAAAACUCUCUCAAACGCUUUACCAGUAUGCCGAUGGAGUUGCAACGGCCGAUCGCAGGAUCAAGGGCAUCGCCAAAGAGAUCCAACUCACUAGUUACGUGAUCGAAGAACUGGGAGUUGUUUUCAAGCAGGAUGGAACAGCAUCGUUGAUCUCCAAAAACGCGCUCAAGGCGGCUGAUGAGACCAUGAAGGAAUGUUCCUCGGUGUUUGCAGAAAUAGAUGCAACUCUCCAGAAGAGCAAGAAGAAAACAAUUGGUCGUCUGAUGUUACCAUUUCGAGACAAGAAGAUCGAACUAUUGCGAACCCAUAUCGACACGCUAAAGAGCACGCUGCAACUUCUGAUGCAGGUGCUUACUCAUGCACACCAGGUCGCAUCUAAAAUGCUAGACCAAGAGGCUGUAGUCAAGCAGCGUGAGCAGAUAAAAGAGAUGCUAGAGCUCAAAAAAAGGUCAGAUGAGCGGUAUGAACAAUCGCUCAGAGAUUAUAGCAUGAGCGAAGGUAGUACCGUUCUCGAUCUCGAAGAUUUAGAUAAGGAGAGCGGAGAUCCCAGUUCUGCCGAUCAUCUUACUGUGGCCACUCUGGCUUUAGGUUCAACCAUCUCGAACGAGUCUCUAGGGAUAUGUGUGCAACACAUACGUAACUUACUCGAUGAUAUUGAGGCCUUGCAGCAAGCACUCACCAUACAGGUCAACGGUGAUGAUCACUCUGGUUAUCAUCAGAGCGUAGUGGGAUCCUAUUUUCGCGCUCGCGGUUAUUUUGAUAGUAUUCUCCUUGGAAAUCCACACACCGUGCAAGGGAAUUUGCCUGAUAGCACGGCGCAGGGUCGAUUGUCUCGUAGCAAUAUCUCAGUGGACAAAAAGCUAGCCCAGCUGAAUGAGAGGGCAGAGACCAAGGUAACGGAGCUUGAAAACUCGACGAGGAAACGUGUACAGUCAGUAUUAGAGCCUGAUCGGCCAGAUGACAAACAGCACCCUCCUAUCAAACUCCAAGAUACGAUGGGUAGGAAAUAUGUUCUUCCCUUCCAUCUUCACAAAACUUGGAAAGACAUACACAACCUCAUCAUACAGAUAUAUAUCGACGUGGAUGAGUGGAGCCGACACGCUGUAGAGGGCAGCUUCGAUUUGAUCAACGCCGACGGAGAGAUUAUGAUGCCAGCGUAUUGGAACUUUGUCAUUUGUCCGGGCUCAUUUGUGAUUAUGAAAUUCUGGCCAUCGUGCAACCAACUCAGAUCGCACAAUGCGCCUCGCGUCUCAGAUAUGAAUCUGGACCAGGAUCUGGAGAAUGACUUGCAAUUGCACUUGGGACAAGAGGUGAAGCCGGAGCCAGAAGAGCAAAUAUGUCAGUUGGAAGCAGAUACCAUGCCACAAGUCCAAGACGAUAUCGACGCCAACCUCGCAACACUGAGCGAUACACGCAAAGCCGCCCGUGUGGAUAACUCGACAUACGAAAGAAGUCAAUCGAGACCAAUAGAGCAAGGGUUUCACUACUUCGCCCAGAGACAACCAUCCCCUGGUCUAUUUGCAAAUGGCCUCGACUGGUUCGGCGCGCCGUCGAACAUAGCAACAUCGGAUUUUACUAACAAUGGGGCGUCUACCUUUGGCCUUGACAGUGAGUUUGGGUCGAGGCCGGAAGCUCGGCGACUGCCACCUCCGCCACCUCGUUUUAGUCACGAUGCAUUUCCCGUACCAGUAACGUCUUCAGCGGCUUGGAUUCCAAGCGGAGAUUCAUUCGGCCUCGGCUCACCGGUACCAAAUUUGCACUAUCCGACGAAAGAGAAAAUCACGAGAUCGGACGAAGCGAAGACGAGUGCAAUUGUAGGCGCGGAUGAUGAGGUCGAUGAGCUGUUGAAGGAAUGGACCACUGUUUUUGGAUGAGUGAGAGGCCAGUAACUGCUGAGUACACGGAGACACGUAGUACGAAACAGACCAAACCAAACCAAAAUAAAACACGAUCAACAUUCAACGAGAAUCAGGAAGGCUUAUUUUUAGUCAAAUCCCAAGUGCAUAUGCAACAG
This is a messenger RNA of Dothidotthia symphoricarpi CBS 119687, 2302 nucleotides long. RefSeq lists its product as uncharacterized. The record is from RefSeq and is a predicted model, not a curated record. Lineage: Eukaryota; Fungi; Ascomycota; Dothideomycetes; Pleosporales; Dothidotthiaceae. The transcript has 3 exons. Gene Ontology annotation, biological process: regulation of DNA-templated transcription. Bases 234 to 2162 code for a protein of 642 amino acids.